Messenger RNA from Rhipicephalus sanguineus (brown dog tick), 951 nucleotides. Its product is annotated as translation initiation factor IF-2. The coding region runs from base 1 to 951 and encodes 316 amino acids. The transcript has a single exon. Lineage: Eukaryota; Metazoa; Arthropoda; Arachnida; Ixodida; Ixodidae. The record is from RefSeq and is a predicted model, not a curated record.
AUGGACCGACAUGGAAGCUUCAAUAGCCGCCGGGACGUCUCAGAGAGACCACCUCCCCGCGGCGAGCCCCCACACCCUCCAUCGUCGUCGCGGCCCCAGCGCGCCCAGACAUCGCAGCAGACGCCGUUGCGGAGGACCCCCCGCAGGCGACAACGCCGCCCGUACGCCCCGCCACUUGACCGCCGCUACCCGGCUGCCGUUUCUCCUCAACCACCAGCCCAGCCGAGAGAGCCGGCCGCCUCGCCUCAGAGCCGCUACCGGGAUGUGGCCACCUGGACGAGCCAGGAUGGAGUGGACCCCCCGGUGGCGUACGUCUCAUCGAGGCCCUGGCGCCGGCAGGAGAGGGCCCGCGUUGGGACGCCUCCGGCCCGCCUGUACCGCCUUUUCCAGGGCAGGACGGUGGCGGACGCGGACCGGAGGGCGAACGGGGCCUGCCUUCCGGUGCCCACAGGAACGCGGCUAUGUCCGUGCGGCGCCGUAAUGGUGCACGAUUCUCAUGCGCAGAGUAAGCUGCACCGGCGCCGCACGGGACACACCCAGCCACCGAGCCGCGAAGCCUCUGAGGAACGCCCCAGCGAGGCGGCCAGGGCCAUGCUGGCGCGGGCGGCCCGGGAGGCGGACUUCGCUCAGUGGCUACUAACUAUAGCCACUGGCCAUGCGGCCAGAGCGGGUCCACCUGAGGGGCUGCCGGCGGAGGCCGGGACGGCAGCGGCAACGGCGACGGAGGCCGGGACGGCAGCGGCAACGGCGACGGAGGCCGGGACGGCAGCGGCAACGGCGACGGAGGCCAGGACGGCGGCGGCAACGGCAACGGCGGAGGACACGACCGUGGCCGCGCUAGGGGCUGCGGCGACACCACUGGGGGCACCGGCGGCACCCACGGCAGAGCCGCCAGGGCAGGAGGGCAUGGACGUGGACCACGCCCUCCUUGCCUUCCUCGAUGACGAAUAA